GAUGGAGGGGCGAAAGCACGCGUGGAAGGUAUAGAACGAACGGACUUGGUUUUUGUGCUUUGCAUUUUUUCCUUUAGCUUCUCGCGGUGUACGCACGAACACGAAGUUCUGUAUUUUCGUAGGUCACCAUGCGCCGUUCGCGCUGCGUGUUGGUGGCGCCGUGGGUGCCACCGCCGCGGCACGAUGUAAAGGUCACGAUGCCCCCUCCGCCCGGCGGCGAGGUCGGCGGCUCCUUCGGCGUGUCCAGCGGGUACAGCGACCGUCUCGCACGGACGCCGUACUGGAAGCGCAUGGCCCUCUCCACCUACGAGCUCCGUAUGCGGGAGAACGAGACCCGCUACCCGAUGAGCCCCUACCGCCCAGGGGAGUACGACCUCCGCUACACCAUCGCCCCGUACCCCGAUCACGUGAAACACCGUCCGCUGCUGGAGGUAGGCGAGGCCCGGCAGAUCCCAACGCUGCAGAUCCCAGUCAUCUUUCUCGCGAAUGUCUGGGACGACGAGAGGCAGGUGUGGCUCGGCCGGCAGCACGAAACCGUGUACGUCAAUCGCGCCUACGCGCGGGACGAGCUCAUCCCGCAGCGCUACGCCAUCUACGCGACGGAGGAGGCGUACACGCUGCUGGGCCUGCCCGUGGUGAACCACUCUCUCCACGAGGAAAUCCCCAAGACGCCGCACGAGUAUGCGCAGCUGUUGGAGAAGCAGAGCUACUCCGAGGAGCGGUGGAAGUACUCGAUUGAGUACCUCUUCCGCAAGUACGAGGCCGGCCCGCCAGAGCUGCUCGAUCGGUCGGAGGAAGGCUGGGACGGUGUGGAAGAACUCGCGACGUCGUCGGGGGCCGGCGGUGCGGGCGAUGGCUCGUCGAAGCGCAAGGGGCCGAUGAAGCAGCGCAAGGCGCGCAAGAUCAAGCUUUUCUAA
Messenger RNA from Leptomonas pyrrhocoris, 917 nucleotides. RefSeq lists its product as hypothetical. The coding region runs from base 129 to 917 and encodes 262 amino acids. The record is from RefSeq and is a predicted model, not a curated record. The transcript has a single exon. NCBI's taxonomy places the organism in Eukaryota, Euglenozoa, Kinetoplastea, Trypanosomatida, Trypanosomatidae.